AUGGGCGACAAGCCCGGGCUAGUGAUUGCUUCUCGUAUAGCAGUAGCAGUAGCAGUAGUCAACAAAAAUGGCCGGAGGGACAAAGAACGGACGGUUAGGCAGCUUGGCAAGCAGGCAAGGGAAAAAGGGAAGCCGCUCAUCGACAGGGGGAUGAAGGCCACCUGCCGGCCUGGCCGGCUCACAGUCCAGACUGCGGCACAUGUUGUCAAGCUGGAAUAUGGCUGGCGUGGCCGCCGUCAGGCUAGUCACCGGUCAGCUCCGGGCAAUAUGACUUGUCGCCCUGUGAGGUGCAAGAUGGUGGUCAUCCGCAGCCCGGUGCUCAGCUCCAAGGGGGCCCAAAUUGGGCCAAUCAUUCCCUGCUGCGCCAACAUCCCAUUCCCUGUUUCGGCCAUUCUCAGGAUCGGAUCGGGAGAACUUCCGGGAAUGCCAACCCGACGCCAGGACAAUGGCGGCAUCACGAGCACUGAAGAUGAGGGCAAGACUGCAGGUUUAUGGGAAUGA
Messenger RNA from Lasiosphaeria miniovina, 501 nucleotides. RefSeq lists its product as uncharacterized. The record is from RefSeq and is a predicted model, not a curated record. NCBI's taxonomy places the organism in Eukaryota, Fungi, Ascomycota, Sordariomycetes, Sordariales, Lasiosphaeriaceae. Bases 1 to 501 code for a protein of 166 amino acids. The transcript has 4 exons.